UAAAUACUGAUUACAGAAUUUUUUUUGUGAAAAAAAGUUUUUUGAAAAAUUUCGAAGUCGACCUAAUUGAAUUGAACGAAUUUCGCAUUCAAAAGUUCUUCAAAAUGAGACCUGUUUAAUUUAAAUCCAUGAUGAUAUUUCAUGAUGUUUUCUAGGAUUCCCGCGAGAAAUAAAUUUGCCCAUGUCUGCUCCUAGAAGAUUCGGUCCACUGAUUGGAUCCGUAGAUGAAGGAACUAGUAAAGCUCGAUUUUUCAUUUUCGCUGCAGAAACAGCAGAAAUGAUAACAUACCAUCAGGUAGAUGUCAAAAGCAUCCAUCCUAGAGAAGGUUGGGUUGAGCAAAACCCUAUGGAAAUUUUACAUGCUGUGAAGAAGUGUAUGGAGGUGACGAUUGAUAAUUUAACGCAGUUGGAUAUCGACCCUUCUGAUAUCUUAGCCAUAGGUAUAAGUAAUCAGAGAGAAACGGUCGUAUUAUGGGACAAAUUUACUGGCGAACCGUUGUAUAAUGCAAUAGUAUGGUCAGAUGUUCGUAAUAAAGAUACCGUGCAACAAUUCAUUGCGAAAUCGAAAAGAAAAUGUGCAGAUUACCUAAAGCCGAUUUGCGGUUUACCUAUUUCUACGUAUUUCAGUGCUUUGAAGAUUAGAUGGUUGAUUGAUAACAUUCCCGAAGUAAAUAAAGCUGUGAUAGAAGAAAGGUGUUUGUUUGGAACCGUUGAUUCGUGGUUGAUUUGGAAUCUUACGGGGGGAGUGAAUAACGGUAUUCAUAUAACUGAUGUUACUAAUGCUUCACGUACCAUGUUAAUGAAUAUUGAUAGUUUAAAAUGGGAUCCGCUUUUAUUAAGAUUCUUUGAUAUACCUAGCGAAAUAUUACCAAAAAUUAGAAGUAGUUCUGAGAUUUACGGUUAUAUUGUGGAAGGAUUACUUCACGGUGUACCUAUUUCCGGCUGUCUCGGUGAUCAGCAAGCAGCAUUAGUUGGCCAAAUGUGCCUGAAAAAAGGUCAAAUGAAGAAUACCUACGGAACGGGAUCAUUUCUAUUAUACAACACAGGCAAAGCUAAAAUAUGGUCAGAUAAUGGCUUACUUACCACAGUAGCUUAUCAAUUCGGUCCAAAGUCGCCGCCUAUUUACGCUCUCGAAGGAUCAAUUGCUAUCGCAGGAGCUGCUUUAUUCUGGUUGAAGGACAACUUGAACAUAUUUGAAGACUUUUCGCAGAUAAGCGAUCUGAGCAAGGCGAAAACAACAAAUAAUAUUUACUUUGUUCCUGCAUUUUGUGGAUUAUAUGCUCCAUAUUGGCGCACUGAUGCUUGCAGUGCGAUGUUUGGUAUGAAUGAAAAUACCCAAAAAACCGACAUCAUUCGAGCAACCAUAGAAGCGAUUUGUUUUCAAACUAGGGAUAUUUUAGAAGCAUUAGCGAAAGAUUGCGGAGAGCGUUGCGUUAAAAAACUGCUAAUCGAUGGAGGAAUGGCGUGUAAUGAUUAUGUAGUUCAGUUAUUAGCCGAUAUUAUCGGAAUACCAGUAGUUCGACCAACGAUGACAGAAACUACUGCUUUGGGUGCUGCUAUUGCUGCCGGUUGUGCAGAGGGUAUUAAAAUUUGGGAUUUGAACAAAGUUCAACCCACUCCUAGUGAUACUUUUCAUCCUUUAAUUUCUAUUAAUGAAAGAGAUACGAGAUAUUACAAAUGGAAAAUGGCUGUUAGCAAAUCGUUAGAUUGGGAAAUACGUUCAGAAAUUAAAACGAAGAAUUGCACUGAUUUGAACGAAAAGAAAAUCCUUCGCAUGAUGCCUGCAACAGUAUUCCUCAUGUCUAGUUUCGGUUUAAUGUUGUUAGCAGAAUAUUUCCAAUGAAUGUCGACGUCGUCGUCUAAAACUGAUUAAAACGCUUUUCGUGAAAGUAGAUUUUAAGUAUUGAUUGCAUUUUCGCAACUUAUGUGUUCGCGUUGGAAAAGAAAACGCUUUCUUAGUCGUAUUAUUGUUGUUUUUGCCUAUUUAUUACAAAUUAUUAUUUA
Messenger RNA from Planococcus citri (citrus mealybug), 2004 nucleotides. Its product is annotated as glycerol kinase 3-like. The record is from RefSeq and is a predicted model, not a curated record. Lineage: Eukaryota; Metazoa; Arthropoda; Insecta; Hemiptera; Pseudococcidae. Gene Ontology annotation, cellular component: mitochondrion. Gene Ontology annotation, biological process: phosphorylation; triglyceride metabolic process; glycerol metabolic process. Gene Ontology annotation, molecular function: glycerol kinase activity. The transcript has 11 exons. The coding region runs from base 182 to 1843 and encodes 553 amino acids.